Messenger RNA from Durio zibethinus, 1467 nucleotides. RefSeq lists its product as uncharacterized. Gene Ontology annotation, cellular component: endoplasmic reticulum. NCBI's taxonomy places the organism in Eukaryota, Viridiplantae, Streptophyta, Magnoliopsida, Malvales, Malvaceae. Gene Ontology annotation, molecular function: adenyl-nucleotide exchange factor activity; protein binding. The record is from RefSeq and is a predicted model, not a curated record.
AUCUCGGUGGUAGGCGGUAGCCCUUUCGGCCACCUUCUAAAGAAUUAUCGCUCUAAAAGGAAAAAUCUGGAAUCCUCUGGAUUUCUCCCUAAAUCCUCUAUAAAAGGAAACUUCCAACUGUUAAUCGUCUCUUACUUUUGAAUUCAUCUGCAAGAAAAACGAAGACAGUGAUUUACUUAGCAUAAUAUAAUAUGGCUAAAGACGGACCCAACUGGGAUGGAUUGCUGAAAUGGAGCAUUGCUCACUCUGAUGGAACUCGACCCACCCGUAAUUUAAGUGAGGAGGAUAGAAGAUGGUUUAUGGAAGCGAUGCAAUCGCAAAGCAUUGAUGUGACUCAGCGAAUGAAAGAGAUAACUAUGGUUAUGCAAACUCCAGAGCAAGUCUUGGAAGCUCAGGGAGUUACUGCUGCUGAUAUUGAAGAUAUGUUGGAUGAGUUACAAGAGCAUGUUGAGUCUAUUGACAUGGCCAAUGAUCUACACUCGAUUGGUGGUUUGGUCCCUCUCCUUGGUUAUCUGAAGAAUUCACAUGCCAACAUUCGAGCAAAAGCUGCAGAAGUUGUAUCCACUGUUGUACAGAAUAAUCCUCGGAGUCAACAGUUGGUUAUGGAAGCAAAUGGCUUAGAGCCUCUCCUUUGUAAUUUUUCCUCUGACCCUGAUGUAACUGUUCGAACCAAAGCACUUGGUGCAAUAUCUUCUUUGAUCCGCCACAACAAACCUGGUAUUGCAGCAUUUCGACUUGCAAACGGUUAUGCAGCCCUGAGAGAUGCUUUGGGAACUGAGAGUGUAAGAUUUCAAAGGAAAGCAUUAAACUUGAUUCAGUACCUGCUGCAUGAAAAUAGUUCAGACUGCUAUGUUGUAAGCGAGCUGGGUUUUCCCCGCAUAAUGUUGCAUCUUGCCUCUAGCGAGGAUGCAGAAGUAAGAGAAGCUGCUCUCCAUGGCCUUCUUGAGCUUGCUCGGGACAAGAUAGGUGGAAACAAUUGUGCAUUAGGGGAAGAUGAGAAAUUGAAGCAACUUCUUGAAGAGCGAAUUCAAUGUAUCAGUAUGAUGUCUCCUGAAGAUCUUGGGGCAGCUAGGGAGGAGAGGCAGCUUGUGGACUCCCUUUGGAAUACAUGCUAUAAGGAACCGUCUUCUCUCCGAGAGAAGGGACUUCUAGCUCUUCCUGGCGAAGAUGCACCUCCACCUGAUGUUGCUAGCAAGCAUUUUGAACCUCCUCUCAGAGGUUGGGCUGCAAAUCGAACUGGAGAUUCAAAGGCCAGUACAAAAAAGCAAGAGACUCCUCUUUUGUUGGGUCCAAGCCCUCCAAAUGAUGGUGCUGGUAUUCAAGGGACUAGUAAUCAUGAAGCAUAGUUGUUUUGUGGCUAACGAAAUUAGCACUAGAAUUUGUUUGUUUUCCUAUCUCGAUUUGUACUCUCUCUUUUUUUUUUUUUUUUUUAUCACAAAACUUGAAUUUAAUAUAUGAUUGCCUCUG